Messenger RNA from Trichomycterus rosablanca, 1263 nucleotides. RefSeq names its product lactate dehydrogenase Bb (gene ldhbb). The record is from RefSeq and is a predicted model, not a curated record. Gene Ontology annotation, biological process: pyruvate metabolic process; lactate metabolic process. Gene Ontology annotation, molecular function: L-lactate dehydrogenase (NAD+) activity. Lineage: Eukaryota; Metazoa; Chordata; Actinopteri; Siluriformes; Trichomycteridae. The transcript has 8 exons. Gene Ontology annotation, cellular component: cytoplasm. The coding region runs from base 1 to 1068 and encodes 355 amino acids.
AUGUUGAUUUCAUGGUGGUAUCUGUAUCUGGGGGCUCAGAGCAUCUGCAGGCAAGUGCUCAAUGUGGCAUCUGUGCUGCAAAAGCUCAUCAUCCCUAUGGUCAGUGGACCGUCCGAGCCACCCAGGAACAAGGUGACCAUGGUGGGAGUGGGUCAGGUGGGCAUGGCAUGUGCUGUCAGCAUCCUGCUACGGGAACUAGUUGAUGAACUGGCCCUGGUAGAUGUGAUGGAGGAUAAGCUGAAAGGAGAGAUGCUGGACCUACAACAUGGAAGUCUCUUCUUUAAAACUCCUAAGAUUGUCUCUGGCAAAGAUUACUCUGUAACAACAAACUCCCGUAUCGUCAUUGUGACGGCAGGUGUACGCCAGCAGGAGGGCGAAAGCAGACUUAACCUGGUGCAGCGUAAUGUCAACAUCUUUAAGCACAUUAUUCCUCAGAUUGUUAAAUACAGUCCCAACUGCAUUCUAAUUGUGGUGUCUAACCCAGUGGAUGUUUUGACUUAUGUGACUUGGAAGCUGAGUGGUUUACCCAAGCACCGUGUGAUCGGCAGUGGCACUAAUCUGGAUUCGGCUCGUUUUCGAUACCUGAUGUCACAGCGGCUUGGUGUUCAUCCUAGCAGCUUAAAUGGCUGGAUUCUGGGAGAGCACGGAGACUCCAGUGUUCCUGUUUGGAGUGGUGUGAAUGUUGCAGGAGUGAACCUUCAGAAAUUGAACCCAGAAAUUGGCAAAGAUGGUGACAGGGAGAACUGGAAAUCGACUCACAAGAAGGUGGUUGAUAGUGCUUACGAGGUGAUCAAGCUAAAGGGCUAUACUAACUGGGCUAUUGGAUUGAGUGUAGCUGACCUGACAGAGAGCAUCAUUAAAAACCUGCACAGAGUUCAUCCUGUUUCUACCAUGAUAAAGGGCAUGUAUGGGAUCAGUGAUCAGGUAUACCUGAGUCUCCCGUGUGUGCUGAACAGAAAAGGAGUAAGUAGUGUGGUCAACAUGAGUCUGACUCAGGACGAGGUGUGUCAGCUGAAGAAAAGUGCAGAUACUCUGUGGAGCAUUCAGAAAGACUUAAGAAAUCUAUAAGGUCCACACUAAUAAGACAUAAUAUUUAUUCACAGAACUGGUCUGGCUGAACUUCACUUUAAUAGCUUGGAGACUUCACAUUUCUGUCAAGCUUAAACUGUGCAAUGCAAAAAGAUCAUAUUUAUUUUAAAGAACACAUUCAUUUUAAACAGAUCAAUAUAUGAGGUAAUAGACCUGAUUUUCAAUGCCCUUUCA